UGGAAAAGUUUGGUCCCGCUCAACUUUACUCUCCCUACAAUCACUGGUAUUACUAUUUUCUUCUUCUUCACCUGCUUCUUAGUUAAAACUUUCACUCAUCGUACGAACCAUCCACUGCAAUGUCUGUUGCCACCGUCACUUCCCCUUCCCCAGCUGUCGGAUCCUUUCUUCCACGAUCUCCACGACCGACUGGGCCUCGAUUCACUAUGGCCCUUCGAUCUGAUGCAGCUUCUGCUGCUCCCCUCCUGACCAAACUCCAACAAGAUUGUGCCACUCCUUUGCCUGUUCUUCAGCGCGUGGCCGACGCGAUGUCUCUUGCAAUGCGGACCGGCCUUGCUGCCGAUGGCGGCUCUGGCCUUCCCAUGAUACCCACCUACGUUGACAAUCUUCCCACUGGGAACGAGAAAGGAUUGUUUUAUGCUUUGGAUAUUGGUGGAACAAACUUCCGCGUGCUGAGAGUGCAAUUGGGUGGGAAAGAAGACCGAGUGAUUUCCACAGAAUUUGAUCAAGUACCCAUACCUCAGAAACUCAUGUAUGGGACCUCUGAGGAACUUUUCGACUUUAUUGCGUUGGUGUUGGCGAAAUUUGCGCAGAAAGAGGGUGAUAAGUUUCACAUCACACCGUGAAGAAAGAGGGAAAUUGGAUUCACCUUUUCAUUUCCUGUGAAGCAGACAUCCAUUAAUUCUGGCAUUUUAAUCAAGUGGACCAAGGGUUUUGCAGUAUCUGGAGCCGCAGGAAGAGACGUGGUUGCCUGUCUAAACGAGGCUAUGGAAAGGCAAGGACUAGACAUGCGAGUUUCUGCUUUGGUGAAUGAUGCUGUGGGAACAUUAGCUGGAGCAGAGUACUGGGAUAAUGACGUCACAGUUGCUGUCAUUUUGGGUACUGGAACCAAUGCUUGCUAUAUUGAACGGAUCAAUGCCAUUCCUAAGUUAGAGGGUUAUCACUCUCCCUCUGGCCGAAUGAUCAUCAGUACCGAGUGGGGGGCUUUCUCAAAUGGUCUCCCUUUAACUGAGUAUGAUAGAGAUAUGGAUGCUGCUAGCAUCAAUCCUGGCGAGCAGAUCUUUGAAAAGACAAUCUCAGGAAUGUAUCUAGGUGAAAUUGCAAGAAGAGUGCUAUUGAAAAUUGCUCAAGUGGGUGGUUUGUUUGGAAAUUCUGUGCCACAAAAGCUAUUCAAGCCUUUUAUAAUUGGGACCCCAAAUCUAUGUUCGAUGCAGCAAGACCGCUCCCAUGAUCUACAAGAUGUUGGAUCGAUCCUCUAUGACGUUGCAGGGAUUGAGGCCAAUUUAAAUGCAAGGAAGACCGUUGUCGAGGUUUGUGACACUAUUAUAAAGCGUGGUGGGCGCUUAGCUGGUGCGGGAAUUGUGGGGAUUCUGCAGAAAAUGGAACAGGAUUCCAAAGGCAUCGUCUUUGGGAAGAGAACGGUUGUGGCUGUGGAUGGGAGCUUAUACGGAAAUUAUCCUCAAUACGGAGCAUGCUUAAGAGACUCUGUCACGGAGCUUCUAGGAAAUGAAUACUCCAACAACGUGGUAAUAGAACAUUCCAAAGAUGGAUCUAGCACAGGGGCUGCUCUUUUGGCUGCUUCAAAUUCCAUUUACAAACAAGAUUCUUAGGAAGUGUAGUUCGCCCACGAUUUAUUGUCAACAUGGAGUAAUCAAUCACUGCAUUAUCUUAGAAACCUAGUUUAAUUUAACAUCUCGGAUAGAACUUUGCUUUUGUUUCUCCCA
This is a messenger RNA of Prosopis cineraria, 1724 nucleotides long. RefSeq names its product hexokinase-2, chloroplastic. The record is from RefSeq and is a predicted model, not a curated record. NCBI's taxonomy places the organism in Eukaryota, Viridiplantae, Streptophyta, Magnoliopsida, Fabales, Fabaceae. Gene Ontology annotation, molecular function: D-glucose binding; ATP binding; glucokinase activity. The transcript is spliced from 9 exons. Gene Ontology annotation, cellular component: mitochondrion; cytosol. Gene Ontology annotation, biological process: glycolytic process; glucose 6-phosphate metabolic process; intracellular glucose homeostasis.